This is a messenger RNA of Fomitiporia mediterranea MF3/22, 549 nucleotides long. RefSeq names its product kinase-like protein. The record is from RefSeq and is a predicted model, not a curated record. NCBI's taxonomy places the organism in Eukaryota, Fungi, Basidiomycota, Agaricomycetes, Hymenochaetales, Hymenochaetaceae. Gene Ontology annotation, molecular function: protein kinase activity; ATP binding. Gene Ontology annotation, biological process: protein phosphorylation. The coding region runs from base 1 to 549 and encodes 182 amino acids. The transcript is spliced from 4 exons.
AUGGCCAAACUAUUUGCUCAUUCUACCUCUAUUGGCUUCAAAUGGGUACAGGGCAAACUCAUUAGUAAGAGUACUUAUGGACAGGUUUACCUGGCUCUGAAUGUGACAACUAGUAAAAUGAUGACUGUGAAACAAGUUGAGAUCCCUCAAUACAAUGUUGAUCAUAAUAAUAAGAGACAAGUCAGUAUAGUUGAAGUACUUAAAUUGGAAAUCAACACAUUGAAGGAUCUGGAUCAUUCUAAUAUUAUACAGUGUCUGGGUUUUGAGCAGACACCUAAUGUGUUAAGCAUCUUUCUUAAAUACAUUCCUGGUAGUUCCAUCUCAGGGCUCUUACAGAAAUAUGGCAAGUUUGGUGAUCAAAUUUCUUGGUCAUUCUCUAGACAGAUUGUUGCUAGUUUAGAGUAUCUUCACAAUAAUGGUGUUAUUCAUAGGGACCUGAAAGCAAACAAUGUUCUUGUUGAUUCUAUUAGGAUCUGUAAAAUCUCUGACUUUAGCAUAUCCAAGUGGACAGAUGACAUUAACAAGAAUGGCCUUUAUACACUAAUGUAA